Molecule: messenger RNA, 1273 nt
Organism: Belonocnema kinseyi
Lineage: Eukaryota; Metazoa; Arthropoda; Insecta; Hymenoptera; Cynipidae
Exons: 2
Coding region: 139-456 (105 amino acids)
Biological process (GO): RNA 5'-cap (guanine-N7)-methylation
Molecular function (GO): RNA binding
Source: RefSeq, a predicted model, not a curated record
CAAAAUGGCCGCUGCGCGUUCGUUUGCUUCGUGUUUGACUCUAUUCGUGUUUAUUACUUAUUUAUAAUUUUAGUCCUUAUAAUAUUAUUUAUAUAAAGCAGAAAAAGAAGAACAAACGUAGAAAUUUUUGCUAGUAAAAUGGAAAGCACAGGCCUCACAAGUUCGCAGGCGGAUUUUCUGAAGCAAUGCGAGGAAGAAUUUAAAGACAGAUAUACUGACAGAGACGAAGCUUUUAUGAAGAUAAAAAAAGCAGAUCCAAAAAAGCCACCAAUUAUUGACCCUUGGCACAACAAACCAAGAAGACCACAGCAUGACUGGAGUCAGAAUUAUGGCCACAAUCGACCAAAUUCUUGGGAUCGUCGUAACGACAGAAACGAACGACACGAGAGAAGCGAAAGAAUCGAUCGACACGCCGGGAAACAUCAUCUUUAUCAGCGUCAUUCGAGACCGUAUUAAUUCAAUUCUUAGGAAUUAUAAUUUUCAAUUUUUACUCUUCGUAUUCCUUUGUUAGCUGUCUCGUAUUUUUAUUAUUGCUUUUGAUCGUCCACUUUUCUGUCUUUUGAAUCGUUACUAAAGUCGGGGCCUCUCACUUCUUUUGAUUACAUCUUGCUCAAAAAAAUCUCUGAAUUGUUUUAAAAAAACAACGAAUUCGGCGGUAGGAAAAAUAAAAUUAACUGAUUUUUUUUUAACAUUCUUGAAUGUAAUGCAUUUUCCCAAAAUUUUAAUAUAUUCCAUCAUUCACUUUUGACGGGGAUUUCUUUACAAAUACUUUAUCUUGAAAACGAUGAUCGUGUCACACUCAUUCUAAUGAUAAAUUAUUUGUGAAUAAAUAUAUGUAAGGAGUAAAUUGAAAGAAUAUUUAUACUUUUUUUUAGAUAUUUUUUUCUCAACUAUUGGCAUAAUUUUUUCAGGAUAAAAGCGUUCAUAUCGUUGAAUUUGAAAGACUCGGAAGAAUAUAUAUAUUAAGCUUUCAGAUGAUUUUGAUUAAGCAAUUCGGAGAUAUUUUUGAGCGAGUAGAAAAUCAAAAAAAGUGAGGGGCUUCAACUUUUGGCCCCGACUUUAGGAUUAAAAUCGACCUUUGUCUCACUUUUAUAUUUUGUGAUUCAUUCAUGGGGUUUUAACUCAUGGAUUUGACUAAGAUUUUGACUAUAAUUAUUAAUUAUUGUAAUUUCGAAUAAUUCACGAACUGUCUCAUAUUUCGGUUUGUGGAACAACAAUUGUAUAUGAUAAUGAAUGUAUUUUGUAAAAUAGGGUAAUAAAUUACUUUGUUUCC